Messenger RNA from Zygotorulaspora mrakii, 5061 nucleotides. It is a transcript of the gene NTE1, whose product is annotated as lysophospholipase. The transcript has a single exon. Gene Ontology annotation, cellular component: endoplasmic reticulum. The coding region runs from base 1 to 5061 and encodes 1686 amino acids. The record is from RefSeq and is a predicted model, not a curated record. Gene Ontology annotation, biological process: phosphatidylcholine metabolic process. Gene Ontology annotation, molecular function: phosphatidylcholine lysophospholipase A1 activity. Lineage: Eukaryota; Fungi; Ascomycota; Saccharomycetes; Saccharomycetales; Saccharomycetaceae.
AUGAAGAACAUUAGCAAUCGGACUAAUAAUUCUUCGGCGAAUUCUGUUUUGAAACCAUCUCGAAGAUCCGCUAAUCAAAGUCUUUCUCAAUUGCCACAAUCGCAAUCGCAAGAAUGGUGGGCAACUGGUAUAUUAAAUAUCAGUUGGGUGCUGAGUUAUUUGGUUAUUGGAUCAACGAGAUUUGUAACAAAAUGGUCAAUAUUUCUAUUCACAGUUGUACUUCUAAGGCUUCCCAAAUGGGUUUUUGUUACAUCAAAUAAACUACAUUUAACAAUUUCAUUUCCUACAUUCUUAUUUCUAGCAGUACUAACGGCAUACAUCACAUAUUCGAUUAUGAAAGGAAAUGUGCUUGGUCAGUACAAACAUUUGGUCUCUGACGAAUUGGACGACGAUAAGAAUGCUAAUAGUAAAAGCAGAAAUAAAGAGAGUAUUAAGUUGAAUACGACAUCUCCUCCAGGUAGAUCUAGAAAAGAUGUUAAAGACAGAAAACCAACUGGUAAGAAAUAUGGUGAUGAGUUUGGUUAUGGAACGUCAUACCUCGAUCAAUUUUUAAGUGCCAUUAAAAUUUUCGGUUAUCUGGAGAAGCCUGUAUUGCAUGAUUUGACGAAACACAUGAAAACUCAAAAAUUAGAUGAAGGAGAGAUUUUAUUACUGGAUAAUUCAAUCGGCUUUUGUAUUGUAGUUGAGGGAACGUUACAGCUAUACCAUGAAGUAGAGCAAGACAAAGAUGAAAUUUAUAAUUCUCAACUCAAAUUUUCUGGAAGAGUUGUCAAUGAUGAUAAUGAUCCUGAUAGAAAACUGUCGAGCUCCUCAACAACGAUGUCUUCAGAUCUCGAGCUGAAAGAUAUUGAAUUCAACGAUGAAAUGGACAAUGAUGAUCCAAUCAAUGAAGAUAAUGACUCAACCAUGUAUUUAAGACUAAAAAAUGGAUUGGGUAAAUUUCAAUUACUGAACACUGUUAAACCAGGUAAUCCUGUCUCAUCUUUAGUCAAUAUUUUGAACCUUUUUACGUCUCAAAGCAGCAAUAUCCUUUACUCUAAUACAUCUGAUAGUAGAUCACCCUCGGUUGAUUUAGAUACUUUCCAAUUUCAAUUCGGAAGGAACAAGACGAAUUCGAAUCCUAUUAGGAGCUCACCUAACAUGUCCACUAUAAAUGCUGCUUCACCCAUUCCAGGCGGAAUUCCAACAGGCUUUUCUCAGUUUGUUAAUGAGCCACCAGUGGUUAUGCCAGACGUAAUAGCUCGUGCGGCUACAGAUUGUACGAUCGCAAUUAUUCCACCUCAAGCAUUUUCGAAAUUAACCGAAAAGUACCCACGUUCAGCUUCACAUAUAAUACAGAUGAUCUUAACAAGAUUGUUUCGUGUAACAUUUCAAACUGCCAAUGAUUAUCUGGGUUUAACUCAGGAACUUAUGAAAAUGGAAGUUCUCCUUAAUAGAGCUGUAAGUUAUGAGCUGCCAUUUUAUUUGAAAGAGGCAGUUAUUAGAAAACUUGACAAACAAUCAAAUGUUGAUGUUGAACAGGAUACCGCCGUGAAUAGUAAUACUAAUGAUAAUAAAACAAAUAAUGAACAAAACUCACAUAAGCAAAAGAAAAAUAAUAAUGACAACUACAAUAUUAAUGAUGAUAAAGAAAAAAGAGAUGCCUCACAGAAAAUAAUCAAUAAAUCUAUAACUAGACCAAAUCUUUCGCAUUUAAAGUCUAACUCUAACUUCAAUUCCUCUGCCACAUCACUAAGAGGAUCUAGACACGUCGUUAUAGGUUCGAGAGAUCACUUGAAUCCUGGAGAUCUGUUAUCAAGUGUCCCACUUUCAAGAAAAGAACCUCAGAGUCAUAGAAGUAAAAUUUCCAAGGAUAAAGUUUUCACUACUGGAUCUCCCGUUAUAUCUUCCGUGCCAUCUGAAUCGCCUCAGAUUCCUUCGAUUUCAGGAACAAAUCAAAACAAAUUACUUCCAAAUACAACUCCCUCCUCGUUUUCAACUGACAAGAGCUCCAAAAGCUCUUCAAUUAAUGGCUUCCAGAAUGGACGGGGUCCACUUUCUGGGUUCAAUGCAGGACCGAAAGAGGAUGAACUCACUACAAGAUUGUUUUCAGCUGCUCAAGAAGAAACGGAAGAGUCAGCUGUUAGAAUGGCACUUAUUGAGGCCAUGUUCACCUACCUUGGUGUCCGAAAGGAAAACAUGGACAUUUCUCCUAUUUCCUCAUCUUUCUCUCCUUCUCGAAAUAGUCCUAGUACUGCCGCAGAUCAUAUCUAUAAGAGAAGUGAGAGUGUAUCGAGUGCCUCCAACAUUUCCGUCACAACUGACUUCACUAACAGAUCGCCUUCCACAAACUUGAGAAUACUUCCCAGCGACUAUGUUGUCAAUACGCAGAAGUUUAAGUCCAAGAAAAAAGAAGUCUAUAGAGAGGAACUUUCGCCAAAUUUGGACUUCAAUUCUGCAAAGAGUGAAUUUUCUCAAGGAAUUAAAUUACUCUUUUAUAAGCAAGGUACAACAAUUGUGGAGCAGAACUCCAAAGGAAAAGGCUUAUUUUACAUUGUUUCUGGUAAAAUAGACGUCUCAAUUAAUUCAAAAAGCUCCUCGAAAAUAGCUCGUGCGACAGACCCAGCAACACCUUUUACAGAUAGAGGUUCUCAAACUGUUCUAUUUACUGUUGGGGCUGGUGGAGUUGCAGGUUACUUGUCGUCGUUGAUUGGUUACAAAUCUUUCGUUAAUCUAAAGGCCAAGACCGAUGUUUACGUGGGUUUCUUACCAAAUCAGACCUUGGAAAGACUUUGCGAUAAGUAUUUCAUGAUAUAUUUGAGAAUUGCGGAAACUCUUACCAAUUUGAUGUCCCCAAAAAUGCUAAAAUUUGAUCAUGCAUUGGAGUGGAUUCAACUAUCAGCCUCAGAUACACUCUUUAACCAAGGGGAUCCAGCAAAUGGUGUUUAUCUAGUUCUGAGUGGUAGAUUAAGACAAUUUCAAACCUCUACAGACGUUAGGAAAAAAAGAGAAGAUGCUACGACUAUGGAUGAUUUUAUGGACGUUGACGAUGAGAAAACUUUGGGAAUUAUGAAUGAACUGGCUCAAGGAGAAAGUUUUGGUGAAGUUGAAGUUCUUACAGCGAUUAAUCGAACCGGAACUAUUGUUGCUGUAAGAGAUUCUGAGCUUGCUCGUAUUCCAAGAACGUUAUUUGAGAUUUUAGCUUUGGAGCAUCCCUCCAUCAUGAUUCGCGUUUCUAGAUUAGUGGCAAGAAAGAUACUGGGAAGAAAUGAUUCACAAGGAGGUGCCUCCUCUGAUGUAUACAGUGGAAAUGGACCUAGAUACGACUUAAAUGCAACUAUUCCACCCAUGAAGCCGCUGAAUGCAAGCAGAACGCAUAAUUCUCACGUCCAUAGAAGCUCUACAGGGACAAUAACAUAUAGGACCAUCACAAUUCUUCCAAUUACCGCAGGUCUCCCCGUAGAAGCGUUUGCAAUGAAAAUUGUAAAGGCUUUCAAACAGGUAGGUAGGACAACAAUUGGUUUGAAUCAAAGAACUGCAUUAUCUCACCUAGGGCGCCAUGCAUUCGACAGAUUGGCAAAAUUAAAGAAGAGUGGUUACUUUGCUGAACUCGAAGAGAUGUAUCAAACUGUAGUAUAUAUCGCUGAUACUGCGGUCGCUUCCAGCUGGACCAAGACCUGUAUAUCUCAGGCGGACUGCAUCUUGCUACUUGCGGAUGCUACCACUUCAACAGAAAUAGGCGAAUACGAAAGACUACUUCUCAAGUUUAAAACGACUGCCAGAACAGAAUUGAUAUUACUGCAUCCAGACCGUUUCGUAGAGCCUGGUUUAACACAUAAGUGGCUGAGGGCUAGGACAUGGGUCCAGAACCAACACCACAUUCAAUUUGCUGUCAACUCCUUGGAGGCAGAAACAGAAGCGAAACAUACAGUGUUGAAUAGUGGGGCUUUCCUCUUAGUUGAUAAAUUGAUACAGACUGAAUUUAGUAAAAAAACUCAGGAAAAUAUCUCUAGAAUAGUUCCGGAUUCCAUUAAAGCACGAGUAGAAAGCUUUUCGUCGAAGUUGAAGAGCAGAAAGCGACAGUACUAUACCCCUGUGCAUGCUCAUAAAAACGAUUUUUUGCGUUUAGCAAGAAUAUUAUCCGGCCAAGCUAUUGGCUUGGUUCUUGGUGGUGGUGGUGCAAGAGGUAUAAGUCACUUGGGUGUAUUGAAAGCAAUUGAGGAGCACGGGAUCCCAAUCGACAUGAUUGGCGGUACUUCUAUCGGUUCAUUUGUAGGCGGCCUAUAUGCUAAAGAUUAUGACCUCGUCCCUAUAUAUGGGCGCGUUAAAAAAUUUGCUGGCAGAAUCGCGUCUAUCUGGAGAAUGAUGACCGACUUAACAUGGCCUGUCACAUCAUACACCACAGGGCACGAAUUUAAUCGUGGUAUUUGGAAAACGUUUGGUGAAGUUCGGAUAGAAGAUUUCUGGAUUCAAUACUACUGUAAUUCUACCAAUAUCACCGAUUCGGUCCAAGAAAUACACAGUUCUGGAUAUGCGUGGAGAUACAUUCGGGCAUCAAUGUCACUAGCUGGUCUACUUCCACCUUUAGAAGACAAGGGAUCAAUGCUUCUUGAUGGUGGAUAUCUAGACAACUUGCCCGUUUGGGAAAUGAAGGCUCGCGGUUGUAACACUAUUUUUGCAAUUGAUGUGGGAUCCGUGGACGACAGGACUCCAAUGAACUAUGGUGAUUCUUUGAAUGGAUUUUGGAUCAUUCUAAAUAGAUGGAACCCAUUCUCGCCCCAUCCCAACAUUCCAAACAUGGCAGAGAUUCAAAUGAGAUUGGGUUACGUUGCAUCUGUCAAUGCUUUGGAGAAGGCGAAACGAACACCGGGAGUCAUUUAUGCAAGACCACCUAUAGAGGGCUACGCUACCUUGGAUUUCAGCAAAUUUGAAGAGAUCUAUGAAGUUGGUGCCACUUAUGGACACAAAUUUUUGCAAGAGUUAAUUGAGCUUGACAAAAUGCCAGUCAUUCCCGGCUCUAAGGCCACCACUGUGGGAGAUGAAAUGCCUGAGUUUUUGCUACAAAGACGUAACAGUAUAUGA